Molecule: messenger RNA, 2761 nt
Organism: Haliotis rufescens (red abalone)
Lineage: Eukaryota; Metazoa; Mollusca; Gastropoda; Lepetellida; Haliotidae
Product: 3-hydroxyisobutyrate dehydrogenase, mitochondrial-like
Exons: 8
Coding region: 31-1029 (332 amino acids)
Biological process (GO): L-valine catabolic process
Cellular component (GO): mitochondrion
Molecular function (GO): 3-hydroxyisobutyrate dehydrogenase activity; NADP binding; NAD binding
Source: RefSeq, a predicted model, not a curated record
UCCUUGACACACCUCCGUGCGGCAGUCAACAUGGCAUUGAACCGGUUCUCUCGCUUCAGCAUUCUCUCUGUUCGAACAUCAAAAUGCACAUCAUUUGUGCGCUUGUUUUCAGGAAGUGCUCCUCUGGGCAGCCAGCAACCGGUGGGGUUUAUUGGCUUGGGACUGAUGGGCAACCACAUGGCACGCAACCUCAUCAAGAAGGGCCACCCCCUCAUUGUGUAUGAUGUCUCCAAGGAUUCUGUAGAGGGACUACGGAAAGAUGGUGCGACAGUGGCAGCAUCUCCGGCAGAAGUAGCUGCAGCCAGCAGCAACAUCGUCAGCAUGUUGCCGGAGAGUGUCCAUGUCGAGACAGUCUAUGCCGGGGACAAUGGUGUCUUCAGUAAGCUUCAGAAAGGCACCUUGCUGAUUGACAGCAGCACGAUCGACCCUGCUGUGUCUCAAGCCAUGGCCCAGGUGGCAGAGAGCAAGGGAGCAACCUUUGUCGAUGCCCCAGUGUCAGGAGGUGUGAACGCUGCCCGCGAUGCCCUCCUGACCUUUAUGGUGGGCGGAUCAGACCAAGGAUUCAAUGCUGCCAAAGUCUACCUGGAGCUCAUGGGCAAAAACGUUGUGCACUGUGGUGCUGUCGGGACAGGUCAAGCAGCUAAGAUCUGUAACAACAUGUUGCUGGGCAUCUCCAUGAUCGGGACAUCGGAGACCAUGAACCUGGGCAUGAAACUGGGCCUGGACCCUAAGCUCCUGGCGAAAAUCCUCAACAUGAGUUCAGGGCGUUGCUGGUCCAGCGAGGUCUACAACCCGGUGCCCGGUGUGGUGGACGGCGUGCCCUCCAGCAACAACUACCAAGGGGGCUUCGGGACGGCACUCAUGGCAAAGGACUUGGGUCUGGCUCAGAGUGCCGCCACUUCCAGCAAGUCCGCCACUCCCCUGGGCUCCGCAGCUCAUCAGAUCUACAGGACCAUGGUCAACCACGGCUUUGGGGGCAAAGACUUCAGCUCAGCCUUCAAGUUUCUUCAGGGUGACGAGAAGAAGUAACCUGUUUGUGUACCCUGUACAGUACUGAACAAAUGUAUGUUCUGUGGGACAGGUCUUGCUUCUCAGGCACUGCAAAACACAUGACAGAUUUUAUUGUUCUUUCAGACAUGAACUGUUCGAAAUUAAGAAUGAAACUUCAUCACACUCAGGUUGAAGGUUAAACAUUUAUGGGGUUCAAAUGCAUAUCAGGGAUUAACCUGGGUCUAUCUCUGUUCGAGUCAUGGGACUCUCAGUUGGAAAUUUAGGGGUCCAAGACUUGAACAUGGUAGUCCAAGACUGGCAACAUUUGGCAAGCUUUUUCUUGAUUCCCAACGGGCGGUCGGGUAGCCUAGUGGUUAAAGCGUUCGCUCGUCACGCCAAAGACCCGGGUUCGAUUCCCGACAUGGGUACAAUGUGUGAAGCCCAUUUCUGGUGUCCCCCGCCGUGAUUUUGCUGGAAUAUUGCUAAAAGCGGCGUAAAACCGAACUCACCCACUCACUCACACUUGAUUCCCAACAACUUUACUGAUGUCUCAGCGUGACACACGUCGUAUGCCUCAUGCCCCGUAUGCAUGGGGUCGAUAUUGCCCACAUGGGUACAUUGUUUGAAGCCCAUUUCUGGUGUCCCCCAGCCUCGUAUUGCUGGAAUAUUUGCUAAAAGUGGCGUAAAACCAUACUCACUCACUCUUAUGCAUAGGGAUUGCAAUGUUAGAUUGAAGAAAAUCAAAAACUGACACACUGAAAUUUCUUUCCAAAAAUGAAAUGUCAGUUAUGAGUAACAACUUUGAUGAAUUUAAUGAUAGCCAUACUUUUUUCCAUACAUCAAGGACCCCAGAACCUCUUUAAUUGCUAACACUUCAUCAUGAUAAUUGAUAAUUCUGACAUGCAGGUACCACUUUGUUUUCCCACCAGUCUCACAAAUUAUCAUUGCCUGAAAAGCAAUUCCUUCAUUAUUCCAGUCUGGAGUAAAUGGAAGUCAUUCUUUGUCUGGUGUUGUCAUUUCAAUGUCUGGGAAACACAUUCAAAGUGAAGCCAUAUUUGUUCGGGGAAAUUAAUUUCUCUAUAAAAUGAUACUCUUUGAUUGUCAUUUGUUGGUUAAUUGAUCACCGGUCUUGGAUAAAAGUGAAUCUGGGUUAUCUCCCUUACAGUAUGGUUUUGCAAUUGAAGUUAGUUGAUCCAUGGAACAGUCAUUAUUAAAGUAGCAUCAUGUUGGAAGUUACACAGAUGUAAAAGACAUAUUUUUGUGAAAUGUGCUUAAUUGUUCCACUGACAAAAAUCAUUUAUAAUCCUACUGUAUGUUCCAUUUAUCGAAAUGAGCUGGUUCUCUGAGGACGUGUUAUUUCCGAUGUUGAAAUGAAGAUAUUGACAGAGAAGCAAGAUUUGACCUGUUUGUGCCAGUGACUGAUGUGUAUGAUAAAGUGUGUUUGACAGGGUUUCUUCCAGAUUUUCAGGGACUUUUUACUCUAUAGGUUGGUUGACUCAGAACUCAAUUUAUUCUCAUUUACAAAGUACUUUUUGUGACUGUAUUUCAAUGUGUGUUUUAUUGUUAAUUUAAUUAUAUCCAUUAUUAUGAUUGUGUUUGAAGUUUUAGUCUCAUAAUAAGGUCUAGAUUCAAUUACCGUAUUCGACAUAAUAAGCGCCCAGGGCGCUCUCAAAGUUAGAAAUAGGGGCCUCUUAUUAGAAUAUUAUUUUGGUGAAAAAAACAGAGUUGAAAGAUUGUAAAUUUCGUGGUUUAUGCUGACAGCCUGAAAUGU